ACUAGGCGCUGGGGAGCGGCCCGGCCCUGCGGGGUCGGCGGUGGCUUCUGCGAGCGGGAGGCCGCGGCCGGCCCGGACACCGCGUCCCCGGGGGAGAACCGGGACGGGGAUGGCAGCCCCGGGGACUGGGCCUGGCGGGCCGGGCCGGGCCGGGCCGCGCGGCUGCCGUGAGGGCUGCCGUGGCCCGCCGCCCGGCACAGGGCGAGGCCGGGCGGGAUCGGAGAAACUGAGAAAGAGUAGAGAGUUUUGGUUCGUUUGGGGCCUUUCUGCAGUUUCCCUAUCGGAGAAUAAAGCUCCGGUUUUGGGAAAACCAUCCGUCCCCGCCCCCGGUCUCCAAUAGAUUUGUGCCGUCUCUUUCUGUGGAGGGUGACUGGCAUCGAGGCUGACUGUGAACCGCCCCCCUCACCUCCCCCCCCGCCCCCCGCAAGUUAUCGUUGUAAUAUUAAACUUAAUUUCGCCUCUUUUAAACACAUUCUGUAGCUGCAGAGCGUUACGCGGCGGUAGGCGCGCGCCUCAGCUGUGGCUCAGGCAACUUCAGCUGAUCGUUACGGCUUAUCUUUACAAAUUCAAGGACGAAAGUUUUUUCUUAUUAAGUGUUGCAGAAGGGAGUAUCUUUCAUGCAGUAGUUAUUUAUAGCUAUCUGAGAAUUUCUUCUUUGCAUUUCUUUUUCCUUUGAAACUGAUUUACUGGCUUUGAUGUGAAUUUAAAGGCUUGAGGAUAUUGCUUAGAACUCUUGUACUAAAGACAUAGUAGAAAACUUGUAAUGGUUUCGUAUUUCAAAGGAUAAACAAUUUAUUAGUGUGCGAACAACUCAGUAUCUCCUUGAUAGUCAAACAUCAAUUUUUAAAUUAUGCUGUAUUGUUCUGAGAUGAAAAAUACAGAAUUUUGGUAGUUUGUCAUGGCAAAAUCAAGGCUAUUAUAUUAAAUAUGACUGUGUUGACCCGAGUGCAAAGUUUUUGUUAGCACUGCUUAGUUACAGAGCUGACAGUAACCUGCUCUACAUCCUGCUGACCUGAAGUCAAGUAGUUUGUGAAUGUUACUUUUGUGACUGGCAGCACAUCAGAAACUAGGUAUUAAAAUGUGGGUUACAAAAGACAAAUCAAACUAUAGCACUAUUCAGUCUUAACUGUGUAUAUACCAACACACUUAAAUAUAUCUAAAUAUUUGCCUUUCAUUGACUGUAGUAUAUAGGCAUUGGAGGAAAAUUGCAAGAGCGUUGGUAUUGCACAAUGGUCUGUUUUUUAAAUCUCUCAUUUAAGCUAUUCUUUUAUAAAAGUUAUUUAAUUCCAUUCAAAGUAAAAACAAUAGAAUGACAAGUGGUUUGCAAAAAUCCCUGCAUAAGCACUUAAUUUUGUCAUAUUUUUAUCUUAAAUUUUGUCUUAGCAGUUACCCUUUUUAUUAUUUUGAGGCUAAACACAGCAGCUCCUUCUUGUUAAUCAUUUUGGAAAAGCUGUGAGACAAAGUGUCAGGGGAGAUCCAAAUUCCUUGAUUUAGCCAUACGGGCAAAGGAUGAAGUAAAACAAAAACCAUGUCAAGUAAUAUUUUCAGUAGGUGAUGCGUCUCUGUAAUUGCCUUGAGGUGACUGCUGUCCUUCAUCAUAUUGAAUGUAUUUAUUGUAUUUAGAUGCAAAGUCACCGCAUCCUAACAGGAAAAUGAAAGAUGAAAACGCUUUAACUGCUUCUUGUAACAGUAGCGGGAGUCUCACAGUCACGUUCUUUUGGAUAUUCCUGUCACGAGAGAGCAGAUGAAUCACUAUCGAGCUGCAGCUGAAACUGCUCAAAGUGAACUUGCAGCACUUUCAGUGAAGUACAGUUGUGUCCAGUCAGAGCUUCAUGAACUCAGAUCCAGGAUGGCCUCUAAAGAAGUCUCUUUUCAAGAGCUGAAGGCUGAAGCUGAAAGCUACAAAGAAAACAAUGCUAGGCAAACGUCUCGCCUCCUGUCUUUGCAAACCCGAAUUCAGGAGAUGGAGGAAGAGGCAUGUGUGCUCUCCACUUCUAAAAACCAGGCUGAGCUGACAGCUCAGAUGGCAUUCAAGGAAAAUUUGGAGCUGAAGGAGGAGCUUCGUGAACAAAAUGCCAAACUUAAUAAAUAUUUGAAUGAAUGUGAAGAAAGCAUGACUCAAGCUUCUAAAAACAGCAGAAAAUAUGAGGACCUCCUUACACAGCUUUCUGAAUUCUUGGACACAGACAUCAGAGAAAAAGAGAAACCACAGGAACAUUUAAUGUUGAAGGUUUGUGAAAUAUGUAAAGAAAAUCUGACACUAAAAGACCAGGUUGCUGCUUUUCAAGAAGCUAUCAAUGUCCAUGAGAUGGAGUCCAAAGCUAGCAGAGAAACUAUUAUGAGGCUUGUUUCAGAAGUGACCAAGGAACAGAAAAAGGCAGCAGGAUGCUAUCAAGAUAUAGAAAAACUUAAUAAGGAUCUUGACAGCACUAUAAUAGGGAGACAGAGUUUGGAGGUGGAGAUCAGAAACCUCCAAGAUAAACUGGCUGCUAACCAGAAAGCUUUGGAUGCCUCAAAGCGGGAACUGUACAAUCUGAAGAAAUCUUCCAGUGAGCUGGAUGGAAGCUUGAAGAGCAGCAGAGAAGAGGCCAGGACUGCUCAGAGCUCUUUAGUGACUUUUAAAGAGCAAAUUGCUACCCUACUCAGUGGUGGAUCUGCAAUAGUUAAACCUUCCGAGAAGGCCAUUUUGGAGAGGAUCCGAGAAAUAAAUUCCAAAGAGGAGGGUAAAGAAAUAAUGGUAUCUCAGCUUGAAACCCAAAUAGCGAAGUUGACUGAAGCUUUGGAAAACCAGACCAGAUUGUACCAAGAAGCUCUGGAGAGGAGCAGGAAAGCUGAAAAAUGUUCUGAGACUUUCCAGGAGCAACUGAAACACUUGGAAGAGGAAUUACUGUCUGUAGAUCUGAUGCAAGAUGGUUUGAAGCUUGAGAAACAGAAAUAUUUGAAAUUUCUGGAGCAACUUAAUGAGAAGAUGAAGCUGGAUAGCCUAGCAGCAGAGGUUGGAUUUGAUAUGAAUGUGGAUGCGAUUCUAGCCCGGGUAGAGCAGUUAGUGAAACUGGAAGGUGAUGCAGUGAUUGAAAACAAGACUAUGGCAUAUAGCCUAAGAAGGAAGUUGAAGACUCAGAAAGAAAAACUUGAAAGCAAGGAGCUGCACGUGAACCUUCUGCGGCAGAAAAUAACUCAGCUGGAAGGAGAGAAGCAAGUAAGGACUGCCUUAGCUGUGGAGAGGGAUGAGGCCAAUCUCACUGUCAGAAAGUUACAUAAGAUGAUAGAGAGAUUGCAGAAUCAGCUUGAUCUAGCAAGGGAAGCAAAUACCGAUCUCAAAGCCAAGUUGUCUGAAACCAAUGAACUUAAGAUCAAAACUUUGGAGCAGAACAGAACAAUAGAAGAACUCAAUAAGACUCAAGGCAAAUUGGAAAGAAUGAAAGAAAAGGCUGAGAAAAAACUUACCUCUGUCAAAUCAGAACUUCUUUUAAAGGAGCGUAAAGCUACUGAAGAUAAAGAAAAAAACAAAAAUAUGUUAGAAGCAGUUACCAGCGAGAUGAAGGUGCUUAAAACAACCCUUGCAGAAUUAGCAAAAAGAGAGAGACAGCUGGCAGAUUUCCGGGAGGUGGUCUCGCAGAUGCUGGGCCUCAACAUUGCCAGCCUGGCUCUUCCUGACUAUGAAAUCAUUACACGUCUUGAAGGGUUGAUUCACUCUCAUCAACACCGCUGCUUCCCCUGUGUCUGCCUCAAAGAUGCGGCAAGGGCACCAGAGGAGCUCUCACAAAGAAACAUACAGCUUCUUCACUGAAACAUGCGUUUUGUAAGGAGACAGAACAAAGUAAAAUUUUCUUUUGUGCUUCCUCAACUGCUAGACAUGCAUAGGAAGCAUGUCUAAAUAGGAUGUUUAUUUCUGUUCCCUACUCUGCAGAUACCGACUUGGGCUAAUUUUUAGUGUUCCAGUAGGGAGACUGUGCCGAAUGGCUAGAAUAAGGCCAGCAGCCUAGAAAUAGCAAACAAAAGCCCUGGGCAGCAUAAUAUGUUAUGAAAAUUAUAGGCAAUAUGUGAACAAUGUAUAGCCCUCCAGUUUCAUUGCAGAGGCGUUGAAGGCAUGGGCCGCCCGAGGCGGGCUCACAGUUUUGGGAAGUACUUGCUGAUGAAAGUCAGCGUCAGUGGCAUUCCUUGUGCUUCACCUCUGGAUGACGGGGAUGAAAUAAAGUGGCUGUUGUCCCGCUGCUGUUCCUCUUGCAAAAUGGGACCUCUCUGCAUUUUUACGCAUAAGGACUUCAGCAGCUUCAAGACUGAAGCUGGAUGUUAGAGGACUGUCACAAUUUUGGAACAAGGGAUUUUUUUCUUCUGUUGUUUUCCUUAGUCUGCUCUUGUGCCAAAACAAAAAGUUAUGCUUUUUCAGCAGAGGCUCUUUCACAGGGUCCAAUCACGUGCCUGGUAUAGAUAUAUUUGGUAAAAUUGCAUGUUGCCCUUGGUCAUGAUGCCCUGAAAGUUUAUUUCUAGAUGCUGUAUUCCUUGGGCAAUUAAUCCAUAGGCCAAAUACUUAUUUGCCCUUGGCAGUCCUUCUGAGUUAAUAAAAAGUUAUUUUAAAAUUCUUAUCUGCUACAGAAAGUAGUUGAAUUACUGAAGUUGAAUUAUUGAAUUAUUUUCAGAAAAGCAAUGAUGAGGUGUCUGGAAAGCUGCUUGUCUAUUACCUUUUCUGAGUGUUGUUAAACUUAAUGAUUUUUUAAAAAGAAAUUUGAACAAUAAAUCUCUUUUAA
Molecule: messenger RNA, 4748 nt
Organism: Phalacrocorax carbo (great cormorant)
Lineage: Eukaryota; Metazoa; Chordata; Aves; Suliformes; Phalacrocoracidae
Source: RefSeq, a predicted model, not a curated record